This is a messenger RNA of Daktulosphaira vitifoliae (grape phylloxera), 3810 nucleotides long. It is a transcript of the gene sxc, whose product is annotated as UDP-N-acetylglucosamine--peptide N-acetylglucosaminyltransferase 110 kDa subunit. The transcript has 14 exons. Gene Ontology annotation, molecular function: protein N-acetylglucosaminyltransferase activity; protein binding. Gene Ontology annotation, biological process: protein O-linked glycosylation. Bases 254 to 3391 code for a protein of 1045 amino acids. The record is from RefSeq and is a predicted model, not a curated record. Lineage: Eukaryota; Metazoa; Arthropoda; Insecta; Hemiptera; Phylloxeridae.
UCCCUCGCACCCAUGCGCAUCUAAUUCCGUACCGCGCAAGUAAGUCGCUGACAACAAACAAAGAUCGACAGCACUGCUGGCAUCAGCAGCUCGACUAGUACCGUUCUGCACAGUGCCAAUAGGUUACUCCCACCAAAGGCGAGAACAAACGAUACAGAAUAACAUAAAUAUUGGCUGUAGGAACACACAUUGGAUUUCUGUCGGUGUUGGCUACAGCAGAGUUGGAGGCCUAGCGUUCUGCAGAACUAGUGAAAUGCAGGCGCAAACGCAUCAUCAAAUACCAGGAGCCACGGUGAUAUUGAAAUUGGAAGACAACGUUGCGUCUGCCGGUUUAUUAGAAUUGGCUCACAGAGAAUAUCAAGCUGGCGAUUAUGAAAGUUCUGAAAGACACUGCAUGCAACUUUGGCGUCAAGAACCAAAUAACACUGGAGUUUUACUACUUUUAUCAUCUAUACAUUUUCAAUGUAGACGAUUAGACAAGUCUGCUCAAUUUUCAUCAUUGGCCAUUAAACAUAAUCCACUUCUUGCUGAGGCUUACAGUAAUUUGGGAAAUGUUUUCAAGGAACGAGGUCAACUUCAGGAUGCUUUAGAUAAUUAUCGCCAUGCUGUACGUUUGAAACCAGAUUUUAUUGAUGGCUACAUAAAUCUUGCUGCUGCUUUAGUGGCUGCAGGAGAUAUGGAACAAGCGGUUCAAGCAUAUGUCACAGCAUUGCAGUAUAACCCUGAACUCUAUUGUGUUAGAAGUGACCUUGGAAACUUAUUAAAAGCUUUGGGAAGAUUAGAUGAAGCAAAGUCAUGCUAUUUGAAAGCUAUUGAAACAAGACCUGACUUUGCUGUAGCUUGGAGUAAUCUUGGUUGUGUAUUUAAUUCAUUAAAUGAAAUAUGGCUUGCUAUUCAUCAUUUUGAAAAAGCUGUUGCAUUGGACCCAAAUUUUUUAGAUGCUUAUAUCAAUCUUGGGAAUGUUUUGAAAGAAUCUCGUAUUUUUGACCGAUCUGUAUCAGCGUAUCUUCGAGCAUUGGCAUUGAGCCCAAAUAAUGCAGUGGUACAUGGAAAUUUGGCUUGUGUUUACUAUGAACAAGGACUUAUUGACUUGGCUAUUGAUACAUACCGCCGUGCUAUUGAGUUACAACCCAAUUUCCCCGAUGCAUAUUGCAAUUUGGCUAAUGCUCUAAAAGAAAAAGGACAGGUAUCUGAUGCGGAAGAAUGUUACAACACAGCUUUGAAAUUAUGUCCAACUCAUGCAGAUUCAUUAAACAAUUUGGCCAAUAUAAAAAGAGAACAAGGUUAUAUAGAAGAAGCAACCAAACUUUACUUGAAGGCUUUAGAGGUAUUCCCAGAAUUUGCUGCUGCUCACUCCAACUUAGCUUCUGUUCUUCAACAACAGGGAAAAUUAACAGAAGCAUUGAACCACUAUCAAGAGGCCAUCCGUAUUCAACCUACAUUUGCAGAUGCAUAUUCAAACAUGGGAAAUACUCUCAAAGAAAUGCAAGAUGUUCAAAAUGCUUUACAAUGUUACUCUAGAGCCAUUCAAAUAAAUCCAGCUUUUGCUGAUGCACAUAGUAAUUUAGCAUCUAUUCACAAAGAUUCUGGAAAUAUACCUGAAGCUAUAGCUUCUUAUAGAACUGCAUUGCGAUUGAAACCUGAUUUUCCAGAUGCAUACUGCAAUUUAGCUCAUUGCUUACAAAUUGUUUGUGAUUGGACUGAUUAUGAAGCUCGAAUGAAGAAAUUAGUUAACAUUGUGGCUGAACAAUUGGAAAAAAAUCGUUUACCUUCUGUACAUCCUCAUCAUUCUAUGUUGUAUCCACUAUCACACUCAUUUCGUAAAGCAAUUGCUGGACGACAUGCUGCUUUGUGUUUGGAAAAAAUUCAAGUUUUGCAUAAGCCAUCAUAUAAAUAUGUGAAAGAAUUAGCGCCUGGAAACAGAUUACGUAUUGGUUAUGUGUCUUCAGAUUUUGGUAAUCAUCCAACAUCACACUUGAUGCAAUCAAUACCUGGACUUCAUAAUAGAGAUACAGUAGAAAUAUUUUGCUAUGCCUUAUCACCAGAUGAUAACACUACUUUCAGAUCAAAAAUUGCUAGAGAAUCUGAGCAUUUUAUUGACCUUUCCCAUAUUCCAUGUAAUGGUAAAGCAGCUGAUAAAAUUAAUAGUGAUGGUAUUCAUAUUUUAGUAAAUAUGAAUGGUUACACUAAAGGAGCAAGAAAUGAAAUAUUUGCUUUACGUCCAGCUCCUAUACAGGUUAUGUGGCUUGGUUAUCCAGGUACAAGUGGUGCCCCAUUUAUGGAUUAUAUAAUUACCGAUAUUGUAACCUCACCUGUGGAAUUAGCAUCUCAAUAUAGUGAAAAAUUAGCUUACAUGCCCCACACUUAUUUUAUUGGUGAUCACAGGCAAAUGUUUCCACAUCUUUGUGAACGUUUAAUAUUAUCUGAUAAAACUGGCUCUAAAAAAGAUGUUGCUGAUAAUGUUGCUGUUAUAAAUGCUACUGAUCUAUCACCAAUUAUAGAAAAUACUAAUAUCAAGGAAAUUAAACAAGUUAUUGUGUCUGAAAUAGCUGACUCAAAAUUAACUAGGCCAGUUGAAGUAAAUCUCAAAGUAGCUGAACUUCCAACAACUACUCCUAUUGAGACUAUGAUUGCUUCUGGACAAAUCCAAACAUCUGUUAAUGGAGUUGUUGUACAAAAUGGUUUAGCAACAAAUCAAACAAAUAAUAAAGCAGCUACUGGUGAAGAAGUUCCACAAAACAUUGUUAUUACUACACGUCAACAAUAUGGUCUGCCGGAAGAUGCAGUAGUGUAUUGCAAUUUUAACCAAUUGUAUAAAAUUGAUCCAAGCACAUUACAAAUGUGGGUUAAUAUUUUAAAAGCUGUUCCAAACUCUGUACUUUGGUUACUCCGUUUUCCAGCUGUUGGAGAAACACAUAUUCAUAGUACAGCAACUAAUUUAGGAAUUGGACCUGGCCGCAUACUUUUUAGUAAUGUAGCUGCCAAGGAAGAACAUGUUCGUCGAGGUCAGUUGGCAGAUGUAUGUUUAGAUACUCCUCUUUGUAAUGGCCACACAACCAGCAUGGAUGUUUUAUGGACAGGCACACCUGUUGUAACUUUACCCGGGGAAACUUUAGCAUCUAGAGUAGCAGCUUCACAAUUAGCAACACUUGGAUGUCCAGAAUUAAUAGCACGAACUAAAGAAGAAUACCAAGAUAUUGCCAUAAGAUUAGGAACUGAUAAAGAAUACUUAAAAACCAUGAGAGCUGAAGUUUGGAGAGCUCGCUCUGAAAGUCCUUUGUUUAAUUGUUCCAUAUAUGCUAAUGGAUUAGAAAGAUUAUACAGAGCUAUGUGGGAUAAACAUGAUAAAGGUGAAAAACCUGAUCACAUCCUAUCACUUGAAAAUUAUUAAUAUUCCUGUAUGAUAAAAAAUGUAUGGAACAUUAUAGGAUGGCUAAAUGGAUUGUUAAUUGUGUUGAUUUAAUUUUGUUGCAAUAACAAAAUUAAGAAGUUUUCCUAAAUGUUGUUGUAGUUAAUAAAUUGAAUCACCUAUACAAAAAAAAUAGUUAAUAUGAGUUUUUUGUACAAAAAGAAAAAAAAUGUAUGGAAAAAUGGCAGUUUUCUUUUUUUUUUAUGAAUUUGUUUUGUGUAAAUAGUAAAGAUAAAUCAAACUUUACAUUAAUAAUGAAUAUAUCUUGAUGAUACCACAUCUGACUAUUUUGUAUGAAUUAAAGCUAUUUUUUAUUAUUAUUGAUGAUAAAUUGUUUAAGUCAUUGAAGUCUGACUCUUACAAAAUAAUGUAUUACAUAUUAUAUAAGGUCUUAAUUAUAA